AUGCAAGCUGUUUCUGGGGGGAGGGGCUUUUUUGGUUUAUCAGCGCCUAGGUACUUUGCGCCGUACGGAUACCUCUUACGGACACAGGAAAUUGAAUUAUUACCCGGCUGGGAUUGGACGACCCUACGGCCAAGCAUCUUGGAGGGAUCGGGUACGUACUACAUUCACUUUUCUAUGGCUGACCGCGUACCUAGGUGCAUUGGUAUUGGUCUCACUCUCACUCGCUCUCUGCCUCUCCAUUUCUCAAACACUAUUCUCUUCUCGCACUCUGAUUACCUGAAUCUCACGCAAUGGAGCCAUCCGCCGCUGCCCACCAUUCAUCGGAAAACCUAUUCUGAAAUGGACGUAGCGUUCCGAAGGGCGGGUACCCCCGUCACAGAAGCUGCAGAGCUCGGCGCCACGCCCACUCAUUUCCAAGCCCGCUUCUCCAAAGACAUCUACACACACUCAUUCACUGAUGGUUCAACUUCCAAUGAGUCCCAACUCAUCCCAAUCCAGCUCAAAAGGUCCUCCUCAGCGAGGGCCCCCAAAACACGCCAAUUCGCCGCUCUCAAACGCCGUCGGGCUCAUACUUCCAUGUUCCACCCCCCGACUUCCGAGUCCUUAAUGAUUAUCUCCGGACCCGUUCAUCCUUCUCGCUCUCGUGAAAGCAAGGUCUCCAUGGGUUCCAUGGGCUCCAGCCUCCAAGCAGACGGGAGCAAUCCGCACGGCAUCUGUUUUGCGCCAAAUCCCCGUAUCACCCUGCGCCCCGCGCCCCUGGCAGGCUAUGGCCAAUGGCCGCCAUGCUCCCAUGAUUAUGUAGUUGGUGUAUUACGGAUACUCCGUUGUCCGUACUUUACCAGCUUACCAUUGACCAUCACCGUCACCAUGCUCACCUCCUCCUUAUCUCAUCUCACCUCACUUCACCUCAUCUCAUCUCAUCACACGAGUGUGAAAACCCACCUCACCCAUCUUUUUCCGACUCUUCUCAAACACAUUGGACUAAAAGACUGCAUGGCAAAGUCUGGGCAUGACUCUCCCACCGGUCUGACAGAACGUAAUUCAGACUCAAUCAGACCCUCACUGGCUAGUACUCCGUAUCUCCGCGUACUCUACAGCCUAACUGGACCCGUGACUUGGCACCACUUGCAAGGCAGGGCAUGGGUAUAUCGCGCCGUCAUACAGUCCAUAAUAGCGUCUUUCAUUGGUCUACCAUUGAGCAUUUUUGGGCCGUCGAACAUUGGCUUGCUUGCACCUUGUUUCCCGCCCGCUUACGGAGUACAGCUUACCUUAUUCCUCUGGGUAGCUCCCGAGAUCCGCGUACCUUACUACUUCAUACAAAGCGGUGGCACACACCCGACACCUGCCAACCACUCCCUCGUCCAUGUUGCAGUUCAGUCGAGAGAAGAUCUAUACCACGGACCCGUCGCCGUGCUUUUCCUUUCCACGGCUAUCUUAUCACAAGGAACAUGGGCAAAAUCAACUGAUACUUGCUGGCCCCUGCUUGGCGUCGGACUGAAUGCGCACUCACCUCACAGGCGCACCGCUUCAGGCACGCACACAUCCUCCCAAUCUUGCAACUUCGUCCAGCUGAACCAUAUUGCUCCCCCGUUAUCCGCCCUCUUGUCUAUUUCUGUGACUCAAUCACAAUCUGGUGCAACUCUAAUAUCUACUGCGGACGAGUGUGCGCGCUCCGCAGUGCCUCUAUUCAAUGCAGCCAACGAGCGUUCGGUAUUCGGAAUCCGUGUGACCGUAGAGGUCCUGUCAGACAUCAAACUACAACAAUCGGUGGCUGUGUACAACUGGCAUGCAGAGCUUGACUCAAAUGACGCCAUUCACAUCAUGGAUUACACAUCCAUAGUCAAGCAUGACAGAAAUCACGGAGGCAGAAAGCAACCAAAGUUCAUCGGCCGCAAGGAAGGACCCCUCCAUAGUAGCCGAGACUUCGUAAUGUCGUACAAAUCCGAGAAUGGCAUCCCCUUCAAUAUCGCGAACAACUCUGUAACUUUGAAGGGACCCGUGCCUCUACUGUACAAGUUUGGGGCGAACCACCGAACGACGGAAUUCGGUCUCCGCAACCCAUAUUGUUUUUAUGCUACCUGUAACACUAACAACCUUCUGGAAUGGGUGCUGGAGGCACAGAAUGACUAA
This is a messenger RNA of Colletotrichum lupini, 2130 nucleotides long. RefSeq lists its product as uncharacterized. The coding region runs from base 1 to 2130 and encodes 709 amino acids. The transcript has 20 exons. NCBI's taxonomy places the organism in Eukaryota, Fungi, Ascomycota, Sordariomycetes, Glomerellales, Glomerellaceae. The record is from RefSeq and is a predicted model, not a curated record.